This is a messenger RNA of Spinacia oleracea (spinach), 1408 nucleotides long. RefSeq names its product ranBP2-type zinc finger protein At1g67325. The record is from RefSeq and is a predicted model, not a curated record. NCBI's taxonomy places the organism in Eukaryota, Viridiplantae, Streptophyta, Magnoliopsida, Caryophyllales, Amaranthaceae. The transcript is spliced from 10 exons. The coding region runs from base 185 to 1045 and encodes 286 amino acids.
CCGCCAUUUAAUCUCCCAAACUCGUGGCUCUUUUUUAAUUCACCUCGUUUCCAAUUUGCUCACAUCGGCAAACCCUAAUUUUUAAUCGGAGUAAUUCUCCUCCACCACCACCAUCACUCUCUCGCUCUAUAUCUCUCCGCAUCAAUCUACCGUUCUCUCGAUCUUCCGCACUUUCUCCGGCGACAUGUCUCAGGUGGAUAACAGAAAUCCUUCAAACGCCAAGCGUGCUAGAACAGAUGGUGGUCGUAGGGAAGAUGACUGGACUUGCCCUGUCUGUAGCAAUGUCAAUUUUUCUUUCAGAACAACGUGCAACAUGCGCAAUUGUACGCAGCCCAGACCAGCUGAUCACAAUGCGAAACCCGCUUUAAGGCCAAUGCAGCCUCCUCAGCCUUACUCUUCCAAUCCUCCAUACGGAGGAUCCGGACCUCCACCUGCAUCAAUGUAUAUGGGAAUGCCUCAUUAUGGUUCUUCAGUUUUUAAUGGAUCAUCGAUUCCCCCUUAUGAAGUCCCAUAUUCUGGGGGAUCAGCAUACCAUUAUAAUUAUGGAAACCGCAUCUCUGGAGGCAGCCCCUACCGACCAAUGCCUUUGUCUGGACCGCCACCAUAUUCUGGUGGAUCCAUGAUGGGAAAUGGUGGAAUGUACGGUGUGCCUCCACCAAUGAUGGACCGUUAUGGCAUGCCCAUGCCGCCUAUGCCUCCACCUGCUAUGGGCCCAAGACCAGGAUUUUUCCCAGAUGACAAAUCCCAGAAAAAAGAUGAGACACGAGACAAUGACUGGAAAUGCCCUAAAUGUGGAAAUGUGAAUUUCUCUUUUAGAACAGUUUGCAAUAUGAGGAAGUGCAGCACACCAAAGCCUGGUGCUCAGGCUCCAAAACCAGAGAAAAAUCCAAAGCAAAAGAUGCCUGAUGGUAGCUGGAAGUGUGAAAAAUGUGGCAACAUAAACUACCCAUUCAGGACUAAGUGCAAUAGGCAGAAUUGUGGAGCUGAUAAGCCAGCCGAGGAAAAUAAAUCGCCUUCUCCAGUAGCUGAUGGAAAUGAGCAGUGAGUACUAGGACAUGUCUGGUUAUUGGGAAGGUCCAGAGUUGUCGUCCAGCAUGCUCAGUAUCGGUGUCUGAAAGUCAGUCAUGUCGUCGUCUUCAUAUUGCAGCGGAUCUGUGUCGAGUUAUUUGUAUUAUCUGUUGUGAAGUCUUUUGUGGAUCCCUUUUAUUCUGUCCAGCUAAGUCUGGCAAAGUUUUACCUGAUUAAUAUUGUUAUUAUGAGAUGAGUUUACUCAUCUCGAGGUUAUGUCAACAUGCAACAGAGUUUUUACAAUCAGUGGAAAAUUAGUCUGUAUUUUAAGUAAAAUUUGAGUUUAAUAUGCAGCUUAUGGUCCGGUCCUCGGAUGUCCGGGGUUUUCUCGGUCACUUAA